Daucus carota subsp. sativus is the source of this 2118-nucleotide messenger RNA. Its product is annotated as protein FAR1-RELATED SEQUENCE 5-like. Bases 1 to 2118 code for a protein of 705 amino acids. Gene Ontology annotation, biological process: regulation of DNA-templated transcription. The record is from RefSeq and is a predicted model, not a curated record. Gene Ontology annotation, molecular function: zinc ion binding. The transcript has a single exon. Lineage: Eukaryota; Viridiplantae; Streptophyta; Magnoliopsida; Apiales; Apiaceae.
AUGUUCUAUAGAGAUUAUGGUAGACGUGUUGGUUUUGAAGUGAUAAUUAGAACAACACAUAGGCGUGUGAAAACUAGAGAAAUUUGUUCGCGUUUAUAUAUAUGUCGAAAGGGUGGUCGAUUAGUACCCAAGCCUUUGGAUGAAGAUACAGAUGUUCAAAAAAAGAGGAGAAAUAGGGAUUCUAUUGGUAGAACGGAUUGUACGGCGCGGAUGUACGUUGUUAAUAGGGAGAAAUUGAAGAAAUGGGAAGUGACAUUGGUCGAUUUGAAACACAAUCACACGAUGAUUUCAAAGGAUGAAGUGCAUUUUAUGCAAAGGCAAAGGAAUAUAACUCCCGUUAUUCGGCAAUUAAUUGUGACAUUGAAUAGAUCGGGUAUUGGGCCUUCAAAAACAUUAAAUGUGUUAGGGGAGUUAACGGGUGGAUUGGAGAAUAUUGGAUUUGGUAGUCAAGAUGUUCGGAAUGUAUUGCGUGAUAUUCGACAUUAUGUGUUCGAUUCGACUGAUGCUUCAAAGGGUUUGGCAUUACUUCGAGAAUUGAAAUGUAAUAGUCAAGGUGAAUUUUUCUAUAAAGUUGACAUGGAUGAGGAAAAUCAUGUGCGGGCCAUGUUGUGGGUUGAUCCGAGAUCACUCAAUGCCUACCAAAAUUUCAGAGAUGUUGUUGUUUUUGACUCCACCUAUCGUACUAAUAGGUAUUGCAUGCCGUUUGUGCCAUUUACGGGGGUAAAUCACCAUUAUCAGUCGAUUUUGUUCGGAUUUGCCCUGAUAAGGGAUGAGACCGAAAAAUCUUACUUAUGGGUGUUUAAGAAUUGGUUGGAGGCUAUCGGGAACAAAGCUCCACAAACGAUCAUCACCGAUCAAGACAUUGCUAUUGGAAACGCAAUUGCCGAAGUUUUGCCGAACACAAAUCAUUUAUUUUGUUCGUGGCAUAUAAGUACAAAAUUUGGUGAAAAAUUAUCGCAUUUAUAUGCAAAUCAUGAUCACUUCAAAGAAGAUUUUAACUCUUGCAUCUACAAGUCACUAACGGUUGCACAAUUCGAAGAUAGGUGGGAGGCAUUAGUUGAAAAAUAUGAUUUGAUGAACCAUACUUGGUUAAAAGAUAUGUACUCUGUUCGACACAAGUGGGUCCGUGUUUACACUAAACUUCACUUCACAACCGGGAUGACCACUACCUCUAGAAGUGAGUCGAUGAAUUCUUUCUUCGAUGAAUUUGUCAAUGCUAGUACCGGUUUGAAAGAGUUCAUAGAGAAUUCACAAAAAUCAUUGGAGAAACAAUAUUUACGUGAAAGAGAGGCUGAUUAUCAAACAAAGAAUAAGGAAAGGUCCAAAAUAACAUCAUCAUCAUUGGAGAAUCAUGCGGCAUUUACUUACACGAAAGAAAUGUUCAGACGUUUUCAACAUGAACUCAAAGAAAGUGGAGCUUAUGUUGUGAUUGAGAAAGAGAGCAAUGCAAUUUACAAGCAUUACGAAGCAUAUAAAACAACGGUCCAAGAGGAGUAUAGAAAAUAUUAUGCUUUGUUUGUCACCGAGAAUGACACCAUAACUUGUGUUUGUCGAAAAUUUGAAAGUUCGGGAAUGCUUUGUCGUCAUAUUAUUCGAUACUUGUAUAAGAUGCAAUGGACAGAGAUUCCUAAGCAGUACAUCACUUUGAGAUGGACAGUUGAAGGCAACAAAAGAGUGGGAGCCAUACAACACAAACGUCCUAAAAUUGGCAUUUUUCUUGAAUCACAACCUGCCCGAUACAGUACUCUAUGCAAAGCAUUCCAAGAUUUAGCAGCUCGUGGAAGUUGUUCAAUGGUGAGAUACAAUUAUCUCAUGGGUGUGAUUGAAAAAGAAUCGGAUUUUAGUGAAAAUUUUCCGAAUGAGGGUGUGAAAAAAUGUGCGCGUGAGGAAGAUGAUGAUGCACAUGAGGAUGGGGAUCAACCAUAUGAUGAUGACGAAAAUUUCAAUGAUUUGAAAAAUCCUAUAUUAUCUCAAACCAAAGGUCGUCAAAAAGAAAGAGUGAAAAACGGAAUAGAGCGCGGCAAAGCAAAAAAAGGUCGAAAAUGUAAUUUUUGUGGUGCAAUAGAUGCCCAACAUGAUUCAAGGAAUUGUCCAACUAAAUUGGCGACAAAAAGCUAA